AUCUCACUGCUGGUUGGAUUCAUCAGUGUAAACAAUUCUCCAUGGACAGAUUACAGUGCAUACAGCUACUUCCAGAUUGUCACCAUGUGCGAUUUGGUUAUGAUUUUGUUCUUCUACAUUAUCCACAUUUUCAAAAUCUACAGGAAGCUCACUUGUGUUAGCUGGCCUCUUGCGGAGUUUCUUCAUUAUUUAAUCGGUACAAUUCUGCUUCUUAUUGCAUCAAUUGUAGCAGCAUCCCAGAGUUACAAUUUGACUGGACUUGUGGCUGGAGCGACUUUUGGGUUCCUAGCUACAGUCCUUUGUGUUUUAAGCAUGUGGUCAUCCUACAAGGUUUCGUGCAUCACACAGUCAACAAAAUUGUGGACUUUUUCUAACAUCAGCUCAUCCAGCAUCAAGAACUAUGAACUGCGACUUGAAAAUGUCACUGCAAACACUCCCUCCUAG
Molecule: messenger RNA, 444 nt
Organism: Merops nubicus (carmine bee-eater)
Lineage: Eukaryota; Metazoa; Chordata; Aves; Coraciiformes; Meropidae
Gene: CMTM7
Product: CKLF-like MARVEL transmembrane domain containing 7
Exons: 4
Cellular component (GO): membrane
Source: RefSeq, a predicted model, not a curated record